Messenger RNA from Archocentrus centrarchus (flier cichlid), 1760 nucleotides. Its product is annotated as serine/threonine-protein kinase pim-1-like. NCBI's taxonomy places the organism in Eukaryota, Metazoa, Chordata, Actinopteri, Cichliformes, Cichlidae. Gene Ontology annotation, molecular function: protein serine/threonine kinase activity; ATP binding. The coding region runs from base 21 to 1136 and encodes 371 amino acids. Gene Ontology annotation, cellular component: cytoplasm. The record is from RefSeq and is a predicted model, not a curated record. Gene Ontology annotation, biological process: negative regulation of apoptotic process; protein autophosphorylation; regulation of mitotic cell cycle. The transcript has 8 exons.
UCUCAGCUGAAGAUGCAUGCAUGGUCAGAGGACAAAAGCGGAAGUUCCCGGAUGAUGACGACAGAUCAUCCAGACCAGCAAAAAAAAUUAAACUUUUUCACCACGUGCACAAUGACGAGGAGCAAGCAUCCUCCUCCGUGGAAACCAGUAAAGUGAGCAGCUCUAAAAAUUUAGAGGGCUGCAGUGAUGAAAAAGAAAAGAUGUGCACAAGAAAUGGCAAGAGGAAAGCCACAGAUGAUGGAAACGUGCCACCCGUACAUAAAAAGAAGCGCCUGGACCAGGAGGAGACCAAAGGUGGCACCAAAAAUUCAGUGGGUGAACAAAGAUGUGAAUUUCAAGCCAAAUACGUGGAGCAGGAAGAGCUUAGAGGAGGACAGUGUGGAAAAGUGUUUGCUGGCUACAGGAAAGAAGAUAAAUUUCCAGUCACUAUCAAACACAUUCCAAAGAGAAAUGUUCCCUUUAAAGUAAAGGAUGAGAACGGGAAGCGCAUCUCUGUGGAAGUGGCUGUUAUGCUCAAAUUUGCAGCUCAAACACCAGGAUCAGGGGGGACAUCAGCAGUCGUGUCCUUGCUGGAUUGGUUUGAUUUGCGCAAAGAGCUGAUCCUGGUGAUGGAGAGACCUGUCCCUGCUGUGGACUUAAAGCAAUACAUUAAGGAAAAUGGAGGUAUUUUAGCAGAGGAGACAGCCAAGGUCAUUCUAAAACAACUGAUUGAGGCUGCUAAAGAACUCGAGGAUAAAAACAUUUUUCACCGGGACAUCAACAUUGAGAACAUUCUGAUUGAGACCGGCUCAGAUGUGCCUCGUGUUCGCCUAAUGAACUUUGGAAUAAGCUGCUUUUUUAAGAAACGCUCAUUUUACAGCGUUUUUUGUGGCACACUUUGUUACAGCCCUCCAGAAUGGUUCAUGGGCCAGUGCUAUAGGCCUGGACCCACCACAGUGUGGCAGCUGGGAGCGGUGCUGUAUGAAACACUCCAUCCAGGACUCUUCUUUGAUACGGGACUGGCCCUCAACGACCUCUUAGAAAUUAGCGAGGAGCUGUCUGAAAACUGCCAGGAUUUCUUGAAAAUGUGUUUAGACCUGGACCCCAAAAGGCGCCCGAUACUGAAGGACCUCCUGCUUCACCGCUGGUUCAGAUGAACCGUUGCACACACGCAACAAAAUGUUUUUGACAAAAUGUUUUUUAUAUAUAUAUAUAUAUAUAUAUGUAACAUAGGCAAAAUAAGCUUUUGUUAAAUCCCACUAAAUUGGGAAUGAAACAGCGCCAUCUGCUGUCGCCAGUCGUACCUGCACUGUAUAGCAGUCGUGGGAACUGUGGAUCGGCCUCACUGCAUAGAACUGCUUGAGACGAGGUAACAUGGCUGCGAAUACGUGUGGACAAAACAUAAUAUUUGAGUCAUCCCAGAGUACAUGAGAGCUAAAAGCUAACUAUUUUAUGUUGUGUACUAUGCUCCUUGUUUUGUUUUCACCAUGUUUUGCUGAUAGAUAUUGUUAGAUGUCUUUGUAUCUGCCGUGAUUCUAUCAACUGAGCUAGCAGCUAACAGUGGUGCUGUUUUCCAGGCAAAACAGAGCUCAUGCUAAGUGUCCACACGAUCUCUAUCCACAACAACUGAUUUGCUGUGAUAUUUUGUGCAGGUAUGUUACUGUGUACAAUUUGGGAAUGUUAUACAAAUGUUCUGUGAUAAUUCUGAUAGAAUCUUGUUCUUUUGUUUUUUUACAUGAGUUGUGCAUAGUGUUAGAUAUAAGAAGAAAAAUGCAUAAAAG